Molecule: messenger RNA, 4874 nt
Organism: Penaeus indicus
Lineage: Eukaryota; Metazoa; Arthropoda; Malacostraca; Decapoda; Penaeidae
Product: ras association domain-containing protein 10-like
Exons: 4
Coding region: 513-2138 (541 amino acids)
Biological process (GO): signal transduction
Source: RefSeq, a predicted model, not a curated record
CUGCGAAGGUGCGUGUCGCGCGCUGUGGAGUAACUCGCGAGUACUGAAUGAGCUUCUCGCCAGCCUUCGGUCCCCCGGAGGAAAGUUAGUGCUGUGACUGUGUUGUGUUUCCGCAGAGAGUGUUAGUGUUGCGGAGAGCUCUCGACGCGUGUGAUAGUGUUCUCAACUGAGUCAGAAAGGGCGUUUCAGAGGUCCGUAGUGAGUGAUACGGCGAUACGCCAGAAAGAGAGCGCAAGCACUGUGAUAUCGCGCAAAUGUAGGCCUUCGGUUCCGCCUUCACGCCCGUCAGCGCUUGAAUGUGUCAAGGUCUCAGCGAAUCACACUUGAAAAUACUUGAAUAUUCACAGCGUGAUCCUCGUCUGAAUUUCGUGAUUGCACGAACAUGGGCGGUGUUCAGUGAAUUGGACUCCCUGCAUCAGACCGUGGGCGUGGGAAGUCCCGAGGGUGCAGCGCCUCCAGCAGCCACAUGAGGAGCGAGGAACUACUAUGGUUGGGACGGCAAAAGGGGCGAGAUGACGAGUGACGCGGAGAUCGGGGUGUGGGUGGACGGCGUGCAGAAGUGGGUGACGGGGGUGACGCGGCGAACCACCUGCCAUGACGUCAUCAAGGCGCUUCUCCGGGCGCAGAGUGCGCGCGCGGAGGACAGUGACGUCAUGCAGUACGUUAUCGUGGAGAGAUGGCGCAAAGUGGAGCGACCUCUGGACCACGAGCAAAGAAUACUCAAGGUGUGGCGAACGUGGGGCGAGGCCGUGGGCGAGGUGCGGUUCUCCCUGCGGAAGAUGCGCGACGGCGAGGCGGCCGGCGGCGCGGGCAGCAGCGGCCGCGCGGAGAGAAGCCGACGGCGACACAGGAUGCGGAACGUCCACGGCUCCAAGGAGGCGCUCAACCCCAAGAAGCUGGCCAAGGACGACCCCAAGUUCAGUGAGACGAUGGAGCGGCUGAUGCGGCUGGUGGUGGCCCAGGGCGAGACCAUCCAGACGCAGCUGCGGCGCCUGCAGGAGCGGGAGUGCCAGAUCGAGCAAUAUGAGCAGCAGAUGCACCUCCUUCGCGUCCAGAACCUUGGCAGGGACUACUUGUUGCAUUCCUACCUCAAGGACGAUGGCUGCGAGACCAAGGACGAGCCCGGGAGCGAGGAGAAAAGCAACGACUCGGGCGUGGUAACGGAGGAGGCGUCGCAGACGCUGGAGGGCAUGACGGCGGAGGAGGAGGCGGCCACGUCGUCGGAGCUGGAAGAGUUGCAGCAGAUCGCGGCGCAGCUGACGAGGAUCGAGGACCUCAACAACCGCCUGCUGCACGAGGAGGAGACCAUGUCGGGGAUGAACACCGCUGUGCAGGCCGCUCACGAGCAACACAAAGACGAGGCCGAGUUGCUGCAGCAGGAGCUGGUCUGCGUCGCGCACGUGCACGCGCAGCUGGUGGCGGACGUGCGGCAGAACGAGCAGAGACUGCGGGAAACCGAGGCGAUGCUUUGGCAGCAGCGCAAGCAGCUGGAGAUGUUGCUGCAGGAGGAGACGGAAUCCGACCGAGAGACGCAGGCCCUGAGAGAACACCUGGACUACAUCAUCCACCUUCCUCCCACGGCCUUUCGCCUCCCCGCGGACCCCCCUCUUCCCCAGGUGCACGUCCCUCCCACAGCCGCCACCACCGCGACCACAGCCGCCAGUGCCACGCCGAGAGUCCCUCCUGUAAAUAGUGCCAGCGCACCCGUCGCAGUGGCACCACCCUCCACAAAGCUUAAUAAUAAGAUCAGCAAAAAUAACUCGACGUCAGACGACAAGGACGUCCCGCCUCCUUUGCCCGCGUGCCCUCCGCCCAUAGACGAGGAGGAGGACGAGGACGACGGGGACUCGGCCAAAAACAGCAGUCUCUGCGUGAGCUCGCGGUCCAGCACCUCGUCUGAAGCCUCGACGAGUAGUAACACGAGCGGGUUUGGCAGCAAGACCCCCAGCACCUCAGCACCAAAGUCCUCCUCCUCUUCCUCCACGUCGUUACCCUCGUCCUCACUCCCUUCCUCCACCAAAGCCAGUGAAGGAGGAGGAAAAGAUACAGACUCAACAGACUCGAACUCAGACACAGGGCUGAGUUCGCUCCACAGUAGUAGUGACGAGGGAGUUUAUGUGUUGGAUACUCUUGUCUAAAAGUGAAAGAGAAAGAAAAAAUAUAUAUAUAUAUUCACCCUUAUAUGUGCAGCGAACAUUUGGACAAUUAUAGACACAAAAUACUUGAUAUUUAUCACAAGGUUGAGUUAUGUGAAUGUAAAAGAUUUUCUGACAGACAGUACUGUCACUGCAACAUAAACACUGAACAUGGAUAUAUGUGUAAGUUUAUGUGAUCUCAAUGUAAAUGUGUAUGGCAUGGUCUUGUCAAUAUUUGAUAAAACUUGUGCAAAACCAGUGAAGUGAGUUAUCUCACAGUGAAAUGUGUACUGAAGAACAAUAAAUAACAUCUAUAGACAGUAAUGCACUGGAUGUUUUAUAAGUAUAUAUAUUGCUAUGUAGAUAUAUGUGCAACGGUCUUCAGUGUCGUGUUUUAUCAACAACUGAGAUUAGAGUCUAUCACAGAGUAUAUAUUUCCUAGAUAUUCAUUGGUGCCUUUGGAGAGAGGUUCACCGUCAGCUCAGUGUCGAAGCUUUAUUGUGAGUUUUAAGAAAUGGUCUUAGAUAUUCGGGUGAUCUUGAGUCUAAUGCAAGAAUUCCGACGUUUAUUUCAUCAAAAGGACAGCACGUCAUUUCAAACAUGGCUUUAUUCCAAUUUCGUCUCUUCAGUAAAAAAAAGGAGGGUUCAACAUUAGAGUCAAAGUUGCCUGUUCCACCUUAUUCAUGUGUACAUAUUGAUGAUCUUUGUAGACUCACUUCCUUUACUUGACGAUGCGUAUCAAGUAUGUUUAAAGCAAGGUCAGUGCUCUACAAGGCUGUGAAUCUAUAAACUCAGUGAUUCUUUGACAUCAGGGAUGUUCAUCAAGCAUUUUCUCAUCAAUCCAAGAAAUAAGUAUAUAUUAUAUAUAAAUAAAUAGAAAAGAAAACAAAUUUUGACUUUUCCCUACCGCUAUUAGGCCAAGCCUUCACACCAUAAGUGCAGAUCAUACAAGUCAAACAUAACACGAAUUCACUCUUGCUUACAAUAUAAAAUACAAGCCUGAUUUAAGGGCUAAGUUGGUGAUAUCUGCUUGAUUUGGGUUCAGUAAGUUGUUCUUUUACAAGUUUGUAUACAUAUUUGCCUAAUGAUUUAUGUGUAUGAAACAUGAUUAUAACUGUUAAUAUGUUUUCUAUUAUGGCUUACUUUCAGUCUUGCCAUUUUCUGGAUAUACAAAGUAAAAUCAGUACAGGUUGUUUUAAAAAGAUAUACCAUAAUGAUCACUGCGAGAAUACCCAAAUCCAACAGCAUUCCAUUGCUGAUAUUGUUCAGUCAGUUAGAUAGCAUCCACUUAUAGCUGAUCUAAAUCCUGCUAAUUUUAUUUAAGGGAGUAAGUGUUUCAUUUUCGCUUUAUUUUAUAAUUCAACUUCAUUCCAACUGCCCUAUUAAAAUAUGAAGGUUGAACCUCACAAGUCCGAGAAGUUUGUGACCAGAUAGCUUCCUAACUGGUAUAAGGCAUACUUAGAGGCAAAAUAUCAAUUAACCAGGGUGGUGUAGCGUCACUGUACAUGACCUGGUAGACCCUUUCAAUGACUGCCUGAUUAGUGAGGUUCAGCCGGAAGUACAUUCUGCAUUUUCUACUUUUCAUAAAUGUAAACAUAGCACAAGUCCUUAUUGAGUUACACAUAUUUCACGUGCAUUUGUAAGGUUUCUUGUGAACUGCUUCAUCUCAUUCAAAGAAUGAAAUAGAUUCUAUUUUACUACAAAACCUUGAUGUCGUAAACCUUUCGAGUAUUAUCACUAUUAGCUAUCACUGAGCUUGUCAUAAUAAGGAUAUUUUAUCAUGCAAUAGAAGUACUUUGAAACUGCAGAGAAGUAUGGUGUGGUGCAUGAUAUAUGUAUGGCCAGUAGUCACAGCUUGCAGGAUUUGUGUGAAAGUCUUCGUUUCCUACUGAUAGUUAAUAGUUGACAAGAUGACUGAUGUCCACUUCAAGAAUACACCAUUUACGUACUGAGUUGAACAGUUUUAUUAUUGUGGAUUAUUAGAAAGGGUAAAUACCAGUAAUGUCUAAUGAAUAUAUGUUAUUGAGAUAACUGCAGAACCAUUACGAAAGUAAACAAAGUGGACCAUUAUUACCAUCAGUAUUGUUUUGCAUAUUACUUGGUAUUCAAAUUUUAUAUCAUAAUAAAGAAAUCGUAACUUUCAUUUAUCGUUUUUUCACUGCCAAACAAUCUUAAGUUACAGAAGGUCCAUUUUUUUGGUAUAAUAAUAGUCAUAUACAGUUCCCUUUUGAUUUAAACAGAUCAGAUAAUCCAUAAAAACUAUCAAACAUAUUCAACUCGUCAGUGCCUACCUUCUGACAAAAGAAAACACUGGCCUUUUGUUCUGAUGGUGCACAUACAGUCUCGAAAAAAAUGGUGAAUAUAUGGUAUGUAUAUAUUCACUUGACUGCAUGUGUAUGCUAACACCGACAGAAAAAACAGUGUGACAUGCUUAGACGUCGUAAACCAAUGUCUGAAUGGCUCUGGACCCCAGUGUGUUCAGAUGACGUGACCGAGACGACCCUCUCUUCCCCCUGCCUCCUCUGCAUGUGAUUCCAGUGUGACCCCAGUGCCUUCAACCAUCAGUAUUUUGUGUCUUCAGUUGCAUCUUGGUACAAAUGUGAAUAUGAUCUAAAACCAAUGAUGUUGAUAAUACUAUUUUUUAUGAAUAGUGAUUACGUAUGAUGUACAUAUUGUGUAGAGAUUUUAUAACUUGUGUAUAUAUGAUCCUAUCAAUAAUAAAUUUUACUUAUGGAUGUU